Messenger RNA from Soboliphyme baturini, 384 nucleotides. NCBI's taxonomy places the organism in Eukaryota, Metazoa, Nematoda, Enoplea, Dioctophymatida, Soboliphymatidae. The record is from the annotation of a GenBank genome assembly.
AUGGAGAAGACACGUUACGUUUACAGGCGAUAUGAGCGAUGGAUGCCACCGAUGCGAAGGGAGGCGUCGGCGGAACAUGCCGGCGGUUCUUCGCCCCUGAACUUGCAGAACUCGGCACUGGUUGAGAGUGGAGGCGACGAAACGCGAAUCGGACAGCGAUCGGAGAACAUAUCCCCAGAGCCAUCGUUAGCGUCUGCGACUGCCUCGAGAGAUUACGACAGCGAUGGUGACACGUUGAUCAUCGUCGAGCAAGGUGUCGUCUCUUCCUCUAAACCUUAUAAGUCCAAGUCAUCAGAAACCUCAGGCAACGAGGUGCCCUCUAAGCGCCCGUGCAUCGCGACGGAAGAUACACCGACCAAAACUAACGCUGAUAUCACGAAAGGA